CCUAGUAGUUACUAUGGACUUAAUGCAUACCUAUUAUUAAAAUUUGGGAUAUAAUGGUUGUAUUGAUGCAUAGCAACUUGAAAUACUCCAAAAAAAGGCUCUACAGCAUUUGGAUCAGAGCUUCAGUAAGAAAUGCAGAUUCUUUGAAACAACUUUAUUCAUGUUGGCUGCAGUCUAAAAAUAAUGUUACUGCGCUUUAUACAGAAGAAUAACAAUAACAAAAAACCCAAAGUGACUUGAGCAAGAUUUCGUCCGUUAGAGGUUCUGAAUGAUUUUUGAUUGAUUACCCAGCCAUAGCAUGCAGCAUAUUUACAGUCUGGUUUAGAAAUGCUUUUGGCCUCUAUGAAUAGUUUCCUUCUUCAUAACAGCUCUGAGAAGGCUGAUUAUUAUUAUUAUUUUUUUGGUCUUUUACUUUGUUCAUCUGGAUGAUUCUUCAGAGCUCUGUCCACAUUAAUUGACACGUCCUGACCAGGCCUCACUACUCUGAGUCAUUAAACUGGAUCAUGCAUGUGCUGUUGUUACCUGUGGGAGUGUUUUUAAAUCUAAUUUUAGGGCUUACUGUGUAAUCCAUGAUGUCCGUGCUCAAGGUUUAGUGAUGAAAUUCUAGUAUUUUGUUAGUUUUGGCUCUCAUUAGCUGUGCCUGUGUUUCACCCAUACAGUUUUGCCCCAGUGUUUGCAAAUAACUUAGGUGUCCAACUCCAGGCCUCAAGGGCCGGUGUCCUGCAGGUUUUGGAUAUCACCAUCACCGUAACUUUGUGCUGAACAUUGGCGGGGUUAAGAUCUCUGUCUAAAUAAAUAAAUAAAUCUGGGUAUAUUCCCAGAUGAUUAAACAUGAAACGAUUUUGCUGGUAAUAACUGAAAAGAGUAAAGAUAAUCAAUAACCUCUUUAUGCAAGAUAAUUCAUAAUUUUAUUGGGAGGGUUAUAUUGAUUGGGUCUGAUUAUUGGGGGGGGUGAUAACCCCCCUAACCCACCUGUAAAAUUUGCCCCUGGAUAUCACCCUGGGUCAACACACCUGAAUCAAGUGACCAGUUCAUUACCAGCCUCUGGAGAACUUCAAGACAUGUUGAGGAGGUCAUUUAACCAUUUAAAUCAGCUGUGAUGGAUCUAAAACCUGCAGGACACCGGCCCUUGAGGCCUGGAGUUCCCCGCCCCUGGUAGGGAGUAUGAUUCUCUGCAUGAGGUCCUAGGUUCAAAUCCUGGACCAGCUCUUUGUCUAUAAGUGUGUUUGUGGUAAAUGAUUUGAUUUCUGUAAACACCCCAAGCUGUACAAUAUUCAGUCGUCCUCUCAGCAAUUACUUUAUUGACAUGUUUCAUACAAGAUCAUUUCCAAGAGCUCGUUUUCAUGUGCUUGUUUUAUCUGGUUUUUGUGCUGAUUUCAGUUACAUAUAGUUAGUCAAUGAUCUGUAGUUUAAUUAGAUUUUUUUUUUUUUAAUUUGUACCUCACUCAGUUCAUUUUUAUUAUUAUUAUUUUUAAUCAGUGCAUUAUUUAACCUACUUGAAAAAGGUUUAUGGUCUAAGACUGGAUUUAAUCCACGUCAUGUUUAACUUACUCUUGAUAAAAAAACUCUACCUUAACUAAUUUGAUGGCUGCAGUUUAUCUUUAAUGUUCUCUUAAAGUAAAAAGGAAACAGUAACCCACCACUUAAAAUGUGUGUAACUUCCUUCAGUGCACGUGCUCUGUGGCUUUCUGUGUCUGGAUUCCUGCCCUGGGUAAGAGAGAUGGGGUCUGAGUCAGUCCGGGUCACGUCGAAACCCUUUAAUUUUAUGGUUGGUGGUCGUUUGGAGUGUAGUCAGGAUGAGUGGAGCACAAUAACAAUGUGUUUGGUGAACCAAAACAGUGCCCACAGCUAUCACUCUAUCAUCUAAUGACGGCUUUGGUUGAUGAUAACUGCACGAGAACCAAGCGAAACAGUAAUUAGGGGUUGAUGAAGGCAUGCACAGCCUCACCUGGUCUUCCCUGUGGUUGUAUAUAAAGUGGCCUGAGAGGACAGAGUGCAGAUGUGAGAGGACGGACGAGAUGUGAGGUGCAAACUGCUGGAAAUUGCAAAGGAUCUGUUGAAAGCAGUCUCCAUUCAUAGAAAAGCCCACUGCACUCCUGAGGACCCUGCUGCUCUCUCCAGACUCACAUUUCUCCCUCCCCACAUCUAUCUCAGCUCCCAAGUUACCCGUGAGCAUUACUCAGCAGGCUGGGAGCCUCAGGGCAGACCGACUGAAACAGCCUCUUUACUCACCGGCUAUCAUUACGCACCUCUGUAGGAAAAGAUCGACGUCCUGCGUCCACUGAAGAAGACAUGCUCAUCUGCUGCCCUCAUGGCCGUGCCGCUACAUCCACCAGCCUCUUCCACUUUGACUUGGCGUUCCUGCUGGCUCUAGCUGUGCUGCUCUGCCAGGUGACUGGUCAGGUGGAGAGUCAGACGCAGUCACCUGCCCAGGUGCUACAGGACUUUCUGUCCCGCUAUGGGGACAACAGCACCAUCACGGUCCCUCAGCUGCGAUCUCUGUUAGCAGCCCUCAGCCAGGGCCAGAGUGAAAGCGACAGCACAGCUGAAACACCAACAACCACACCUCCCCAGUUCAACAGCUCCAAGUGCUUGCCUGCAGACACACUGGCCAUUUACAGCAUGAGCGAGGAGUCGCGGCUGGAUGGCCGGGGUUUUCAGGAGCUGUGCCCCACCAUGCUGCAGCAGCUGGAUGCUGGCAGCUGCAGGGCACAUAAAGGGGAGGAGCAAAGCAGCGACAACUACCCCAGGCCCUCCGACGCUGAAGUUUGGGGCUAUGGGAUCCUAUGCGUGACACUGAUCUCUCUGUGCUCGCUGGUCGGGGCGUGCGUCGUGCCCUUCAUGAAGAAAACCUUUUACAAGCGACUGCUGCUCUACUUCAUAGCCCUGGCCAUUGGCACUCUCUACUCCAACGCCCUGUUUCAGCUCAUCCCAGAGGCCUUUGGAUUUGACCCAAUGGUCGAUUUCUACGUGUCCAAGUCCGCCGUGGUGUUCGGAGGCUUUUACCUCUUCUUCUUCACUGAAAAAGUUCUCAAAGUGCUCCUAAAGCAAAAAAACGGGGUGAGUGUAUACCAAGAGGUUUGGGGCUAUGGGAUCCUAUGCGUGACACUGAUCUCUCUGUGCUCGCUGGUCGGGGCGUGCGUCGUGCCCUUCAUGAAGAAAACCUUUUACAAGCGACUGCUGCUCUACUUCAUAGCCCUGGCCAUUGGCACUCUCUACUCCAACGCCCUGUUUCAGCUCAUCCCAGAGGCCUUUGGAUUUGACCCAAUGGUCGAUUUCUACGUGUCCAAGUCCGCCGUGGUGUUCGGAGGCUUUUACCUCUUCUUCUUCACUGAAAAAGUUCUCAAAGUGCUCCUAAAGCAAAAAAACGGGAGCCACGGCCACAGCCACUACCCCGGUGCAGAUCAUUACUCAACCCCUGACAGGGAUUUGGAGGAGGGGGAGAUCAACCAAUUCAGCAGCCUGGCUCUGGGCAAAGUGGACGCAGGGGAGGGCGAGCUCAUGCUCAGCCCUGCACAGACUCCACAGGACUCUCAGAGUCCAGACAGCGGUGGCCGGUCAGGCACCAGUGGUGGCGGCUGCUAUUGGCUGAAGGGGACAACCUACUCUGAUAUCGGCACGCUGGCCUGGAUGAUCACACUGAGCGACGGCCUGCACAACUUUAUUGACGGCUUGGCCAUCGGGGCCUCGUUCACCGCCUCUGUUUUCCAGGGCAUCAGCACCUCGGUGGCGAUCCUGUGCGAGGAGUUCCCCCAUGAGCUGGGAGACUUUGUGAUCCUGCUGAACGCCGGCAUGAGCAUACAGCAGGCUCUCUUCUUUAACUUCCUGUCGGCCUGCUGCUGCUACCUGGGCAUGGGCUUUGGCAUCCUGGCCGGUAACAGCUUCUCUCCCAACUGGAUCUUCGCCCUGGCAGGAGGAAUGUUCCUCUACAUCGCUCUGGCAGACAUGUUUCCAGAGAUGAACGAGGUGAGUCGUGAGGAAGAGGAUGCAGGCGGCAGCAGCUUCCUCCUCACCUUUGGCAUCCAGAACGCCGGCCUGCUGACGGGCUUCUCCAUCAUGGUCCUCCUGACGACGUACUCUGGACAGAUACAGCUGGGCUAGCAGCAGACUCCUCCAGGAUCACCAUCAGCUGCUGUCGGAGCCCAAACAAAGAGAGGCUGGCUCAAAGUUUCUCCUCUAUUUUUUUCCUCCUGUUCUCAUUUUUCGGGUUCUGGACUUUGGGGAUUUUGGUUGUGCGGCAGGUACGCCCAAUCGUCGUUUGAAGUUAUACGAGAAGCUGCUUUAGUGCAGUUCCUGCAUGCAGAGGGUUCAAGGUCGAGGGUUUGACGGCCCUGUCUCCUCAGCGUUUCAAUCCUUUCUGCACAGCUGCCCUGAAAACGUCCUGAAACAUCAACUGAAGCAGUCGCAAAAGACGGCUAUACUUGAUGUGCAAUACCCUCACCCAGUCUCUCAGAUGUUCCCCUUUUCGUCAGACUGCUCUCCAGGCGUCUUUCCUCAACCUUCAUCCUCAUCAUCCAUCCUGGUUGAUGCCAUUGAGCCUCCACUCAGGCCAGUUGAGAUUCCUAGCGAGUGUUUAUAUCAUGAAUCCUCUGUGAAAAGCACAAUCAGGUAACAGCAGCUGUACUCCAAACAUCUCUGAUUCCCAGGCACUACACGUCCCCUUUUUUUUUUUUCUUUUUCUCCAUUCCAUACCAAAAAGCAAAUGUUAAAACAUUUAAACUGGAAUUAUUCCGACUUCCAGCUGGACUUUGUUGUCUGUGAGUUGAUUUUAUAUUUUUUUACACAUGAAUACUGACUUUUAAAGACCAAAUAUGGGCAGACCAUUGAGAAUGGUGAAGGGCUACGCAGUGAUGUUUGGAAGCGCACGUGUCAGCCAGCCAGCCGGUAACUCCCAAAGACUCCGGGGUCAGACACGGAAAAGGGACUAAGUGGCUCCAUCCAGAUCACGGCGGCAGCAGUUCUCUGUAGUUUACCAUCUGUGCCCUUCAUUAGAAUAGCAAGUGAAAAGUUUUAGCUUUUUUAUUCCUUCUGAUCUUGAAUUCCGAGUGCAGAUCUGCAGUUUUCACAUAUCCCAUAGACUAUUUUUCCCAGAUUAUCUAUUCUUUUACGGUGUCAUUGUAACAGAAUACUGUAAGGUGGAUCAUACUGUAUAAUCACGCACACGUCACCUCGCCUGUGACCUUAUCCGUGUUAGCGAUUCAGAAUUAAGAACUACAGCCAAAAGUAUGUGGACAGACUCGAUGCCUCUUUUUGUCACCGGGCAGUUUUUAAAGGGGUUUUUGGCCAUUUUAACCAUGGAAACAGUCUGCUCUGCAUUUUUAACUCAAUCCCACUAAGGGGAAUCAAAUGACAUGAUUACGAUAUUUUUAACUCAGAAAGAAAAUGCAGAUGCUGAAAUGAAAGUUUCUUUCUUAUCAUGUUAGUUGGUCAAAAAUCAAAUAUCAGCUGAAACUCAAACAAGGAUGGACUUUCUUUUCUUUUUUUACUUUGUGUGUUUCUUUUCUCAUUUUUAGGUUUUUCAUUAAGAAGAACUUUCCUUAUUUUCUCUUUAAUGUGGCUCAAGUUGCCUAAAACCCUGUGAGCCAAAAGCUCUUAAACACUUUUUUUUACUUAAAGGGAGCUAAAACAGUUUAUUUACCUUUAUCUUAAUGAAAUAUUAGUUAAUUUGAUCUGUGAACCUUGCACAGCAACUCUAGAGAUCAAGACUUAAACUGCAUUUGGACAUCAGCCCAACAGAUCUUCUUUAAAUGCUGAGAAUUACUCGUUUUACCCAUUUAGUAGCAUUUUGCAGACGAAUAGAAAAGCUACUGCCAGCGCUGUGCAGAGGAGCUGUGUUAGCGAUGGAUCUCGUGUGUGCAAAUGUCCAUCCAGUUUGAUGGACACAACUACAAAACUAGAAGAGCAGAGGCUGUUGUUAGGGGCAUUGGGUUUGGGUGUCCACAUACAUUUGGCCAUGAUGCUGUAAAAAAAAAAAAAAAGGUUUAUGAUGUAAAGGGUUAAUAGUUUAUUGGAGGGGAGGGGGGGGCAGCUGUUGUGCUCUACAGCAGUGUAAGAUUGUCGGGUUGCUUUCUGUGUUUGUCUUACAGGUGGAUUAAAAAGAUUUCCCCUCAUCUGAACACUGACACUUCAACAGAGCUGACGUGAUCCAUUAUGUAGCAUCUUUACAUACUUUUCCUAAUGUGAGUGUAGAUUCGAGCUGUAGAAUAUUAUUUAUUAGAGCUCGAAGCUGAAACCCGUGAUGGGUUUACAAUAAAGAUGAAAUUGUAGUUCCAGGAAGGAGAAGGCAAGCCAUUACAAAGAGUACCCUGAGUGGUACAGCGAGUAUUACUGCUGCUUGAUACGUCAUGUAACAGAUUAUUUAUUGUUGCUUAAGCCAUAAAAUAUUUAUUUUAUGCUUUACAUCUAAGAUCAAGUGUUGUGCUUAGUUUCACACCAUGAGUCCAGACGGAGUUUAGUUUUUAUUUAGAAUAAACGGGUCAGAUACAAGCUAAACCCUGAAGCCAGUGGGUUUACAGCACACACAGACUGAUAACAUAUCCACUCAGUCAAUGCAGAUAAUACAUUCAGAGACCAGGAGAGGUUCUUUGGAGCAGAAACAGGAACAUUACCGACCAAAAACCAGACGCAGAACACAGAGAAGAACACUUUAUCGGGAAGUUUAUAAACGCAGCAGAAAGAUUACGGUGAGGAGGUUGUAUUGGGGGUCAGGUUGCUCAUGGGAGCAGGAGGGUGGGAUUUCUAAUAAAACUAAGGAAGCCAAAAUAGGAGAGAUAAAUGAUAAGAAUUCAGCUAAUUGUGAAUGUGUGUUGGGGCUCGGUCAGGGGCUGUAAGCAGGAAAAAGCAGGGAAUUAUAGAAUUUAAUAACAGAAAAUACUGAUAUGUUCAAAUUAGAGCUGCAGCAUAGUGAUGGAGAAGACAAGAAAGCAAGAGGGAGAGACAAAUCUAUGAGGAGCUGACCCUCGAACCAACCAACCGACUGACAGAGGAUGGGCUUUCUGGCCAUUUUAAUAUUUACAGCGCUCUCGCAGACUUGUAAAGGAUCAUUUUGAAAAGUAUUGUAUCUAAUUUCAUGUAUGAGAAUCCUCGUUAGCCUUCUGUGUGUGUCAUGGAGAUUGUUUUUAUAUAUAAAUUUCAUUUUUCAAGAAA
Haplochromis burtoni (Burton's mouthbrooder) is the source of this 7146-nucleotide messenger RNA. RefSeq names its product solute carrier family 39 member 14 (gene slc39a14). The coding region runs from base 2293 to 4101 and encodes 602 amino acids. The record is from RefSeq and is a predicted model, not a curated record. Gene Ontology annotation, cellular component: membrane. The transcript is spliced from 13 exons. NCBI's taxonomy places the organism in Eukaryota, Metazoa, Chordata, Actinopteri, Cichliformes, Cichlidae. Gene Ontology annotation, biological process: intracellular zinc ion homeostasis; zinc ion import across plasma membrane. Gene Ontology annotation, molecular function: zinc ion transmembrane transporter activity.